Molecule: messenger RNA, 717 nt
Organism: Manduca sexta (tobacco hornworm)
Lineage: Eukaryota; Metazoa; Arthropoda; Insecta; Lepidoptera; Sphingidae
Product: chorion class B protein PC10
Exons: 2
Coding region: 61-663 (200 amino acids)
Biological process (GO): multicellular organism development; chorion-containing eggshell formation
Cellular component (GO): egg chorion
Molecular function (GO): structural constituent of egg chorion
Source: RefSeq, a predicted model, not a curated record
AAAAAUUAAAGUCAUUCUUUCAAGGAUUACCAAAUCCGUAACUAACAAACCAACUCAAAAAUGGCAGCCAAAUCUAUCCUUUUCAUUUGCGCUUCAGCUCUCUUCAUCCAGACUGCAUUCAGCCAGUGUCUCGGUCGUAUGGGUCCCGCCCUAGGUCCCCUCCGCACUGACAUUGGUUUCGAUGGAUUAGCAUACGACGGACUGGCGUACGGUCCCGCUUGGAACACUGGUCGUCUUGGCUGCGGAGCCAUUGCCCCUGCUUACGCUGACAUCGCCGCCGCCAGCAGCCUUAACGCCGCCUACGGUGGUGGUCUGCCAGUCGCCAGUGCCUCCGCCGCCGCCCCCACCGGCCUCGCUGUCGCCUCUGAGAACGCUUACGAGGGUCCCGUCGCCGUGGCCGGUAACCUGCCGUUCCUUGGCACCGUCGCUAUGGAGGGAGUGUUCCCGACCGCCGGCGCCGGCGCUGUGUCUUACGGUUGCGGUGACGGCGCUGUCGCCAUCACCGCCGAGGGUCCUAUUGCUGGUCCCGCUGCUAUCGCCCCUAUGGCUCCCCUGGCUGCUAUGGGCCCUGCCGCCGCUUACGCUCCCUACGGUGCUGCUUACGGUUAUGCUGGUCUCCCAGCACGCACCUGCGGCUGUGGCGCAGCUUACGAGCUCAUAUAAGUGACUGAUUUUAUAUUUUACACAAUUAAUAAAUAUCGAAUAAUUUGAAUAACA